This is a messenger RNA of Panthera uncia (snow leopard), 1060 nucleotides long. It is a transcript of the gene PIERCE1, whose product is annotated as piercer of microtubule wall 1. Gene Ontology annotation, biological process: axoneme assembly. Bases 331 to 756 code for a protein of 141 amino acids. Lineage: Eukaryota; Metazoa; Chordata; Mammalia; Carnivora; Felidae. The record is from RefSeq and is a predicted model, not a curated record. Gene Ontology annotation, cellular component: axonemal microtubule. The transcript has 4 exons.
CCGUCGUCUCCCAGGGGGACUCCCAUAAGAUUAGGCGCAUCUGGAGUCUGCAUUUAGAGGCCGGGUACGGGGCGGAGGGGGCGGGGCCUGACGUCCGGGGCCGGGGACACCCAGGCACGCGGUAAAACGGCGUGUGGAGCUGGAAGCGGGCCUUCUGCGGGUGAAGGCCGAGACCCGGGGUCCCCCGGCCAGUAGGGGAGCGGCUGGGAAGGCCGUGGGCGCGGCGCCUUUAAGGCCCGACCGCCCAGUCAGGUGACCCGGCCGUCGCCUGGCAACGGGAAGCCUCGCGGACGCCCGCGCUCUCCCACCGACGCCGCCGAGGUCAGGCUCAUGUCCGAGGCGAACCCCCGAGAGUGCGCGGAGGCUGCGGAGCCCCCGGCCCCCGAGGCCGCGGCCCCCGCGCCCGCGAAGAGAACCAGCGACUACUACCGCAUAGACGGGGAUCUGCCGGUCAGGUUCAACAACCCGGAGUGGUUUCGGGGCUACGGGACCAAGGAGCCUGUCUCCGUGUACAGGACCAGUAACCAAGCUUACGGGAGCAGGGCCCCCACUGUGCACGAGAUGCCGAAAGUAUUUUACCCAAAUUCGGGCAAGUUUUCCAGACAACUUGCGGCCGGUGGGAUGUUCCGGAACAAUACUUUCAACGUCUGCGUGGAGAAGAGCGUUGUGACGGGUCCCGACAACUACGUCACCUCCUACGACCGCUUCAACUUCCACCCCAGCUACAACGUCAACAGGCCCUCCAUCUGCGAUUGAGAGUCCUCGAUCGAUUGAGGUACGAGAGCAGGACGUGUUCAUCAUGGGAAAUCCGGAAGGCACUCGCUCUAGACAGAGGCCACGGUUACGUUCCACGGAUGCUAUCUCCUUUACAAAAAUCGUGGUCCCGUCAGAGUGGGAAGGAAUGAAACGCCAUGACUGGUUAUUUCUUCAUUCAAACCUUUUGAUUAUUAAUACACAGAAGUAGACAUUUUGGCCACAGGCUUAAUGUCCCAUUUGGAACGGAAAUGGUUUCCAGAGAAAGUCGAUAUUCUUAAUAAAAAGAUGCGAAGCUGAGCCUGAA